AAGGUCCUCCCUAUAAAAUAGAGUCGUGAGCACGAUUAGAUACACAAAUCACUAAUAACAUUCAUUGAACACUUACACAAACACGAUUUCUGAUUGAAAUCAACUGUCAAAAUAAGAAUGGAGAUGAUCUUAGUUUAUCUAUGUUUAACCACCUUAUUAGCCCUUCUCUUCCUAAAACAACUCUUUAAACGAACAACCACCACCAAACUUAACCUACCCCCGUCUCCAUGGCGGCUUCCCAUCGUUGGUAACUUUCACCAGCUCAGUCUCAACCCUCAACGCUCCUUUCGUUCUCUUAGCCUCCGUUAUGGACCACUCAUGCUCCUUCACUUUGGCCGUGUUCCGGUCCUUGUAGUCUCCUCUGCUGAAGUAGCUCAUGACGUUAUGAAAACACACGAUCGUUUAUUCGCCAACCGCCCAAUAACCAAAACUGUUGAUAAAGUUACGAAUGGUGGGCGAGAUCUCGUGUUUGCCCCCUAUGGCGAAUACUGGAGGAAUAUUAAGACUUUAUGCAUAGUGCAUCUUCUGACCAACAAAAUGGUUCGGUCCUUCCACAAAGACAGAGAAGAAGAGAUUAAUAUUCUUAUGGAAAAGUUGGGGAAAGCGAGUUCAUCUUCUUCAACAAUAAACCUUAGCCAACUUUUUAUUACCCUAACAAGCGAUGUAAUGAGUAAAGUUGCCUUGGGACGAAAAUAUAGCAGUGACCAAGACACAAUCGAUAUCAAGACAUUAGUAAGGACAUUCGCACGGAUCUUAGGCACAUUCCCUGUAGCGAAUUACAUUCCUAGUUUGGCAUGGAUAGAUUGGAUCCGCAGAUUGGACGGUAAAGUAGAAGAUGUGAGUAAAACGUUCGAUGAUUUUUUGGAAAAGGUCGUGCAAGAACAUGAUGUAGAUGCAGAAAAAAAAAGAUCAGGUUUUGUUGAUACGUUGUUAUCGAUCCAAAGAGAAAAGAUGACACCAUUCGUUUUUGAUAAAAGCGACAUAAAACUCAUCAUCUUGGACAUGUUCUUAGGGGGAUCGGCAACAACUUCGUCACUGCUAGAAUGGACGAUGACAGAACUUAUGAGACAUCCAGAGUGUAUGAGGAAACUUCGAGACGAGAUUUGUUCCGUUUCAAUGCAUAAUUUAUAUGUAAACGAGGAAGAUAUAGAGAAGAUGAACUACUUAAAUGCUGUAAUCAAGGAGACACUUCGUUUACACCCGCCACUCUCCGUACUAAUCCCCCGACAACUAAGCGAAGAUAUCAAAUUAAAAGGAUAUGACAUUGCUGCAGGCACACAGGUGAUAAUUAAUGCGUGGGCAAUCCAACGAGAUAAUGCGACAUGGGGACCAGAUGCAGAAGAAUUUAAACCAGAGAGACAUUUAAAUUCAUCUUGGGAUUUUCAGGGACAAGAUUAUAAAUUCAUUCCAUUUGGAUCAGGGAGAAGACUAUGUCCUGGAAUUAGAUUGGCAUUGGUAUUGGUUGAAGUAACGGUGGCAAACCUUGUGAAACGGUUUGACUGGAGAGUCCCGGUCGGACCACAUGGAAUGGAUAAGCCUGAUCUAGCAGAGGCAGCUGGUAUAGAGGCUUGUCGCAAAUUCCCUCUUAUUGUCUUUCCAACUUCUGUUAUGUUCCCCAUUUAAACUUUUCUGCACCAUUAUCGCCAUUGAAACCCGUCUGUGAUGAUUCUGCUCCUCGCUUUUCGUUAUUGUUAGCCGACUCUUGAGUCUAUGGUAAAAUUGAAGUGCAUGUGCACUGAAGAUUUCGGUUU
Raphanus sativus (radish) is the source of this 1751-nucleotide messenger RNA. RefSeq names its product cytochrome P450 71A16-like. The record is from RefSeq and is a predicted model, not a curated record. The coding region runs from base 118 to 1623 and encodes 501 amino acids. Gene Ontology annotation, molecular function: iron ion binding; oxidoreductase activity, acting on paired donors, with incorporation or reduction of molecular oxygen; monooxygenase activity. The transcript is spliced from 4 exons. NCBI's taxonomy places the organism in Eukaryota, Viridiplantae, Streptophyta, Magnoliopsida, Brassicales, Brassicaceae.